AUGACAGAGACACAGGCAAACAAAAAAGUUUCAAAUUACUGUGAGCCCAGAAGAAUCAGCACAGUGUCCAUUGCAGAAAGAGUAGCCAAUGAGAGGUCAGAAAACCUUGGUGUGAGUUGUGGCUACAGUGUGAGAUUUGAAUCUGUGCUGCCACGACCAUAUGGCGCCAUCUUAUACUGUACUGUUGGCACAUUACUGAGAAAACUGGAGAAUGGUUUGCGAGGCAUUUCCCAUGUUAUUGUGGAUGAAGUACAUGAAAGGGAUCUUAAUACUGAUUUCUUGAUGGUGAUGUUACGAGACAUGGUCCAUGUUUACAACGAUCUCCGUAUUGUCAUUAUGUCCGCCACUGUGGACACAACCUUAUUCACUGACUACUUUGGCUCAGUGGAAGUUGUAGAAGUCCAUGGCAGACUAUUCCCUGUGCAAG
Molecule: messenger RNA, 427 nt
Organism: Lingula anatina
Lineage: Eukaryota; Metazoa; Brachiopoda; Lingulata; Lingulida; Lingulidae
Product: ATP-dependent RNA helicase A protein
Biological process (GO): positive regulation of transcription by RNA polymerase II; regulation of mRNA processing
Cellular component (GO): intracellular anatomical structure; nucleolus; ribonucleoprotein complex
Molecular function (GO): double-stranded RNA binding; ATP binding; RNA helicase activity
Source: RefSeq, a predicted model, not a curated record